Molecule: messenger RNA, 2183 nt
Organism: Phragmites australis (common reed)
Lineage: Eukaryota; Viridiplantae; Streptophyta; Magnoliopsida; Poales; Poaceae
Exons: 8
Coding region: 821-1870 (349 amino acids)
Cellular component (GO): membrane
Source: RefSeq, a predicted model, not a curated record
ACAGCAGAUAAACAAAUCAGAUGCGUGUUGUGUCCAAGCAGUGUGUCCUCAUGAUGUGUGUAUGUAUAUAAACUAGAGAGAUUUCCCUCCAAAGGAGGAAGAAGCAAAGCAUCUCAUUCCCCCACCUCACCUCUGUUGGUCUCCCUCCGUUUAGCUUUUGUAGCUUUCCCCCCCUUGUUGCGUGCAAGCAUCUUCCCCUCUCUUUCAUCCCCUCCUCGCAUUGGCCACCCAGCCAAGCUUCCGCUGUAACAGCAAUACACACACUGCUGCUGCUCCUGCGUCAGUCCUAGCUCUGAACCUCUGAUACAGACAGGCAGGCGUGCUCCUUUCUUGUUUGUUUGUUUCCUGGUUGCUUGCCUUGUUUGAUAAGAGAUCGGGAGAACGAGAGCGCGGCGAAGAGGAGGGAAGGGAAGGGAAGGCACAGCUCGUGACGCCAAGCUUGGCAUCUUUCUAUCGCCACACCUCUGUUUGUUUGUUGCACAUCAAUGCACUCCUUCCUUGCCUCCCCUGCAUGCAAUCCUUGUGCCCUGGGCUCGCCGUCGGUUGGCUGCCUGGCUGCAAGCAUACGCUUCCUGUCCCUGCAUUUGCAUUUCCUUCUGCUUUAGCUACAAGAAUCUGAGCGCUUGCUAGCUAGGAAUAGGAUAGGGCGCUACUGUUUCAAGUGUGUGUGCUCUGUGCAUUGCCAUUGCUGGAAGAAGCGAUUCUUCUGGUUGGGGGGCCAAGAACACCAGAGCCUGUGUGUUGUUCAUGCUCCGAGAGGCUGCUGUUCUUGGAGGGAUCAGGGCAGAGGGGGGAGGUGAUCGAGGGCUAACGGCUGGGCAUGCGUUUCACGACAGGUGGCUCCUCGACGCGGGCAUAUGAGCCGAUGGCGACGGCGGACACCACGGACCUGCGCUACUGGCUGCACUGGCGGGUGGGGCUGUGCGCGCUCUGGGUGCUCGGAUGCAUGUCCGUCGCGGCCUACCUCAUAUGGCGACACGAGGGCCCCGGCACCGAGCGCCGGCCGAGCGGCGCAUCGUCCUCGGCGGCGGCGGGAGCAGGCGGCGGCGAGGGGGACAGGAAGGGGAGGCGGCCCGGGGUGCUAUACGACGACGAAGCGUGGCGGCCGUGCCUCCGGGACAUCCAUCCGGCGUGGCUGCUCGCCUACAGACUCAUCUCCUUCUUCGUCCUCCUCAGCCUGCUCAUUGUCAUUGUCAUCUCCGAUGGUGGCAACAUCUUCUACUACUACACUCAGUGGACCUUCAUUCUGGUGACGGUUUACUUCGGGCUUGGCACGGCGCUGUCCAUCUAUGGCUGCAGCAAGUUUGCCGAUGAGAAUGCCGCCGCGGCGACGGCAGAUAUGGAGCUUGGCAGGAGUUACAUUGCGCGUGGCGCGGCUGCUAAGCCGAGCUUUGCCGAAGGAGAUGGCUCCAGAGAGAUUGCUGGGUUCUGGGGGUACCUGCUCCAGAUCAUCUAUCAGACAAAUGCAGGCGCGGUGAUGCUAACUGACUGUGUGUUUUGGUUCAUCAUUUUCCCAUUCCUUACCAUCAAAGAUUACAAUAUGAACUUUUUGCUGAUAGGGAUGCAUUCAGUUAAUGCUGUUUUCCUGCUUGGCGAAGCUGCUCUAAAUAGCUUGCUCUUCCCUUGGUUCCGAAUUGCGUACUUCUUCUUUUGGACCGCUCUUUACGUCAUUUUUCAAUGGAUUGUCCAUGCAGCAUCUCCAAUUUGGUGGCCUUACCCAUUCCUCGACUUGUCAUCUAAUUUUUCACCUUUGUGGUACCUCGCUGCCGCGGUCAUGCAAAUACCGUGCUACGUGGUGUUCAGACUGGUGAUCAAACUGAAACACCACCUGCUCUCCAAGUGGUUCUCAGGCUCGUUCGUCAGAGGCUAGAGCACAAGCCAAGCCGUCUCCUUGGCAUCCGUUGCGAGCAGCUCAUUCAGAAAUGGCGAUGAGAAAUGCAAGCGACAAAAUAAUGGCAGAUCGAGUUCUUUGUGGGAUUCUUAUGCAGGUGCCCUCUCUCUCCAAGGAAAGAAUAGAGGAGAGGGGCACAUGCGUUUUACACCAUAUAGUUUGAUGUACAUGGAAGCAACACAGGUUAAGAGUUUUUGCAGUCAUGGAAACUGAACAAAAAAGAAGGGGGAAAUGAAUGGUUGUGUAUAGUUGACUGAUUGGUGAGAAUUGAAAUGGAGAUGAUAUUCGUUGA